AUGCCAAAGAACCCAAGAUUGUUGGACGAUGUCAGCUUCCACCCCUGUGUGCGUUUCAAGCGGUGGGAAUCCGAACGCAUCCUGUCCUUCAUCCCUCCCGAUGGCAACUUCCGCUUGCUCUCUUAUCACGUCAGCGCUCAAAAUUUAGUGGCCAUCCCAGUCUACGUAAAGCACAACAUCAGCUUCCGAGACAGCAGCUCCCUCGGCCGCUUUGAGAUCACCGUGGGGCCCAAACAGACCAUGGGGAAGACGGUGGAGGGGGUACUGGUCACCAGCCAGAUGCCCAAAGGGGUGCUUAACAUGACCCUCACACCUUCUCAGGGGACACACACGUUUGAUCCUGUCACAAAGCUGCUGAUGUGGGACGUGGGGAAGAUCAACCCUCAAAAGCUGCCCAGCUUGAAGGGGACGAUGGGUCUUCAGGCCGGGGCCUCCAAGCCUGAUGAGAAUCCCACCAUUAACCUCCAGUUCAAAAUCCAGCAGUUGGCGAUCUCCGGUCUGAAGGUGAAUCGUUUAGACAUGUACGGAGAAAAAUACAAGCCUUUCAAAGGAAUCAAGUACAUGACCAAGGCGGGGAAGUUCCAAGUCCGCACCUGAGAGACCUUCUGCUGUGGAGACGACUUGUGACUUCUACUCCACCUCUGCUCUCCUCUUCCUCGUGGUUUGCUCCUUCUGGAUUUCUUCUGAGACAGGCAACUUUUCUUUCCCCCUCCCCCUCGGUUUGGCCAGCCCUUCCUCCUUGAACAUCUGGAGCUCCCCAUGGCGACAAAGAGCAAAACGGAGACGUGGUAACUUCCCUUGGGGCUUGUUGGCUUCCCACUUCAGCCAACGAUGUGCUUUCCACGCCUCGUUGGCAGUCAACAACAGCCGGGAUCUUUGCCGGCUGAAGCUGCAGCCAGAAGAGAUGCUGAAGAACCCCAACAAGAAGAAGAGGCUGGAUGGUCUUCCUGCUCAUUGGACUCCCAAGCCUGUGCGAAUCUUUCUUCCCCAACCUCUCUGCACUCCGCCCGUCCUAUUUAACUGCGCCAGUGUGUACAGAAACAGGAAAGAGGCAGCUCCUUUCUCAGACCGGGUGUGUGUGUGUGUGUGUGUGGAGUUGUUGGUGAUCUAGAAGUGGCAUUUUAGCCCAGUGUAAAUAUGCUCAGCCUGGUUGUUGUCUACGGAGGAUUUGCAGCCCUGGGGAUGGAGCUUGAGAAAUGAGGUUUGCUCCAGACAUAGGGAAGCAAAAUGAAAACAACACACAAGCAUAUAUAUAUAAGGCCCUGAGGGUGGGGCACCCGUUCCCAGGCUGCCGCGUUUCUUCUUGCAUGUGCUUGCGUGUUGCGCUUCCAGCUGAUCUCUGACAUGCGUUGCUAUUAUGCUAAUAGAUCUGCUUUCCCCCCAGUCUGGUGCCUCCCCUGGCUGUCUGGCUGCUGUCCCUGGAGCUCCUCCUGCCGAAUCUCCCUUGCCUAAUGGGAGUCCCCACAGGUGUUUCUCCCUACCAGACAUAGGGACUACAAGCUGCCGGUCCCUUUUUCGGCGCAACCUCUCUUAGAGUUUCAGGGUGUCGCUCUUCUUUAAUCCGAGCCAUGUGUGUGUUUCCGUUCCGAUCCGGACUCUCACCCCUGUUUACAUGCUUCCGUUUCAUUCGUCGAGAGGAAAAAAAAAAACUCCAGACCAAUCCAAGUAGAGGUCAUUUGGCAGGUCCUUUCUGGAAUGCCAUGGAAAACUCCAAACUCAAAAGAGCGGAGUUCUGCCAUUCAAGAUGGCAGAUGCAGAGGGUGUCUGACCGUGCCAGAACAUUCUGGACACAGUGACUUUGCAACUUUCCUCUCUUCUCUUCUCUCUCCUCUUCUUUUCUCUCCUCUCCACGCCUCUCCUCCCUUCCCUUCCCCUCCCCUCUCUUCUCUGGCUGGGGAAUUCUGGAAGUUGAAGUCCACAAAAUCCUAAAGUUGCCAAGUUUUUGAGAGCCCUGUCCUAGACGGAGUAUCUGAAUAUAUUUACUUUCCUGAACAGUCAGUGAAAUCCCUUUGGGGUUCUGCGUUUUGAGAUCUGAUGAAGAGAACUAUGGAAGGUGGGUUGGCCAGAAGAUCAGGAAGUCAGUACCCGGGGCAAGAGUUGGGUUGUCAAGGGCUGGCUAUCAUGCCUGAGGAACUUCCUCCUAGUGUAUGUAUGGGGUGGGGGAUGAGAUAGGAGGGAGUAAAGAUGACGGAUUAAUAGGUCUUCUAUUUCUGUAAGGUCUAGCAGCGGUUUGCUAAAGUAGCUGAAUGGGUGGGUUAAAUUUUUGGGGUCCUUUGGAGUCAGAGAGGAAGAAAAAUGGUGCUUGAAGCAGCCUUAGGUCCUUUCCAACAGAAUCCCAGUUUGUGUGUAGAGACAGCCUCCUUGCCAGCUCCAUUUAAUAUAAAAUUAGCAAAAGGGCCCAUUGUUUCCAAGCGCUGAUCCUAGGAUGAUCUCGAUCAAAACAGAUUUCUGGAAAAGGUCUGGGCUAAUUAAAAGCAAAAUCUUGUCUCUGAAUGCUGAGAAAACAUCCUGCUGGAUGUCUGGUAUGUUGUCCAGGAAAGAGAGGGAAAAAUCCCCCCCCCCCAGCCUUGAUGCAAAACAUCUGGGCUUCAGAGGCGAUUUCUGGCGUCUUCUGAAGAUGCACUAUCUCUUCCAGUUCAGUAGGUGGAGAUGCAAGCCCAAGAUAUUUCUCCAGUGAAAGAAGCCAAGGGAACUUCUGAAAAGAGACAGCCUUGUUUUUGGAAUCAAGACAGAUUUGUGGGUCACACCAGAGAGCAGUUCUUACAGGAUGUCUCUUUUGAGGUGAGCCGCUCAUUUCCAAGGGGCCUGCAGAUAUCCAGGUGUGUUCACGACCAAGGCUGGGAAAACAAGUGGCCCUCAGCCUCCAUUCUUCCCACUUUCGGUCCAAAGCUCAAGAGCUUUCUGUCCAUCCCAGCCAUUUAGAUGGGCUAAUAACUAGUUGGUUUUUACCGUCUUCAAAAAUCGCUUCUAUUUUUAGACGGUUAGUACUCACCUCGAAUGCCCUGGGGGCGGAAAGGCAGCACGGACGUUGAAAGGAUAAGCAAAAUAAAUCGUUGGGCAAGUGUGGAAGAUGGGAACUAAUUAAAGCCUUCACCGAACCCGGCAAGACCAUUCUUGCUUCAGUUUGGAAUGAAAUGUCCUGGGUUCCAUUUAUACGGUUAGUCUAGUGAAAAGAAGAACUAAGGGAGACAG
Molecule: messenger RNA, 3192 nt
Organism: Notechis scutatus (mainland tiger snake)
Lineage: Eukaryota; Metazoa; Chordata; Lepidosauria; Squamata; Elapidae
Source: RefSeq, a predicted model, not a curated record